Messenger RNA from Dermochelys coriacea (leatherback sea turtle), 6463 nucleotides. Its product is annotated as macrophage mannose receptor 1-like. Lineage: Eukaryota; Metazoa; Chordata; Testudines; Dermochelyidae. Gene Ontology annotation, biological process: receptor-mediated endocytosis. The transcript has 30 exons. Bases 929 to 5296 code for a protein of 1455 amino acids. The record is from RefSeq and is a predicted model, not a curated record. Gene Ontology annotation, molecular function: signaling receptor activity. Gene Ontology annotation, cellular component: plasma membrane.
UGUUUUUUUCCUUUUGUCCCUCACUUCCCUCUUAAAUCCCUUCAUUAGCUAGAUGCUACUGGCUAUUGCCCCUAACAAAGCAAAGAAAUGUCAACUUUUAUCAGGGUUGCUAAGAGAAUUGCUGAGACAAGGGGAGUGUAGACACCCCAGAGCCUUUUGUACCAUCUCUACAUUCCCCUCCCUACUGCUUCCCAAUGUCCUGCCUAUUUAUGCUUCUGUAUCACCCCAUAAAUGCUGUGGUACACACUCUUCACUUUUGCUGAGUGAACCUCAAUUUUUUUUUUAACGUUUCACUUUUCAGCUGUGUUGUAAUCUUCCUGUGCUACUAGGAAACAUGCAAUUUAGAAGAAAAUCUUUUCACACUCCAAGUAUAUUUAUAUACUAUUAAAGGAAAGGAAGAGAUAUUUGAAACUCUGUCUAAAAAUCCCAUAUUACAACCAUUUCUAUAUUCAGGAGUAAUGAGAUUACAAGUCAGCAUAGUGAGUAUGUAUUUGAAGUUUAAGGUUUAACUGUGAAGGCAGGGGGAAAAAUCUGCUCUUUCACUACUGGUUGGACACUUCAUGCUCACCAGUGUCCUCUUUUGAGGGCCGAUUUCCUUGGAAAAUCACUAACAAAGUCCCUGAAAAACUGCCCUCAUCUGUCAUCACUUUAUCACCUGCCUUUCUGUUGGAGAUUCUUCCCUCAGCAGAGAAAUUAGCUUAGGAAAGCAAAGUUUGAACUGUGAAUUCCUGUUAUUUCAAAACACCCCAUGUGACAGGAUAUUUCCUUAUCAUUUAGAGUACAGAGAUUUCCCCUGAUCCAUCAGCCCUUCACAAAUGCUGAGGACCUGCUACCUGGCUCGCUUCAGAAAUAUCCUCAUGAUAGAAAUUAAUUACAGUUCUUCACCUUUUAUUUUUGUGGUGGGGAAGAAAAUAAUCAAACAUUUGUGAUGACUCUCUCCCUGCUCCUGAUUUUUCUCUCUCUCAUUCAGAGUGCCUUUCAGCUGCUUGAUACCAAACUAUUUUUAAUAUAUAAUGAAGACCACAAGCGCUGUGUACAAGUUCUGAGUUCUAGUUCAGUUACAACUGCGAAUUGCAACCAGGACAAUGAGUCUCAAAAAUUCAGGUGGGUCUCUGAUCACCAACUGAUGAGCGUAGCACUGAAGUUAUGCUUAGGAGUGCCGUCAAAGAAAGACUGGGUUCCAAUCACUUUGUAUCCAUGUGAUAAGGCAAGUGUACUCCAGAAAUGGGAAUGCAGAAAUGAGACCCUUUUUGCAAUCCAAGGUGAAGAUUUAUUUUUCAACUAUGGCAACAAACAGGAAAAGAAUAUUAUGCUCUACAAGGGAUCAGGAGUAUGGAGUAAGUGGAAGAUCUAUGGAACCACAGAUGAUUUGUGCUCCCGAUUCUAUGAAGGUAUGUUUACCUUGCUAGGAAAUGCCAAUGGAGCACCCUGCAUAUUCCCGUUCAAGUUUGAUAGAAAAUGGUAUGCUGAGUGUACAGAUGCUGGCAGGUCAGAUGGCUGGCUCUGGUGUGGAACAACUGACGACUUUGAUGCAGACAAAAAAUAUGGAUUUUGUCCGCUGAAAUUUAAAGGCAUUGACACGCUGUGGUAUACAGAUCCAUUGACAGGAGUCCACUACCAGAUAAACUCCCAAUCAGCCCUAAUGUGGCACCAGGCAAGGAAAAGCUGCCAGCAACAGAAUGCAGAAUUAUUAAGUAUCACAGAGUUGCAUGAGCAAACAUACCUGGCAGGAUUAACUAGGACUUUGAGUUCUUCUCUCUGGUUUGGUCUUAAUAGUUUGAAUUUCAACAGUGGAUGGCAAUGGAGUGGUGGUAGCCCUUUCAGAUACUUAAACUGGGUUCCAGGAAGUCCCGCCCCAGAGCCUGGGAAAAUCUGUGCGGCUUUGAAUCCUGGAAAAGGUGCUAAAUGGGAAAACCGGGAAUGUGAUCAGAAACUUGGCUACAUUUGUAAAAGAGGAAAUGCCACUUUAGAGUCUUUCAUUAUUCCUUCAGAGACUAAUGUGCCUAUUAAAUGCCCUGCUCAAUGGAUGUCAUAUGCAGGUCAUUGUUACAUGAUUCAAAGAGACACCAAAAUAUGGAAAGAUGCCUUAACUUCGUGUAGAAAGGAGGAUGGCGAUCUGGCCAGUAUCCACAAUGUUGAAGAGUACAGCUUUAUUGUCUCGCAGCUUGGGUACAAGCCAGCGGAUGAACUGUGGAUUGGACUGAAUGAUCGUAAAGUUCAGAUGUAUUUUGAAUGGAGUGAUGGGACUCCUGUGACAUACACCAAGUGGCUACGUGGCGAACCAACCCAUGCGAACAACAGGCAAGAAGAUUGUGUUGUCAUGAAAGGACAGGAUGGAUAUUGGGCAGAUCAUGCUUGUGAAAAGAAACUUGCAUAUAUCUGUAAAAGGAAACCUUUGGCAGAAGCUAGUGGGGAAGAGGAGAUCAUUGAUCCAGGCUGUCAAAGAGGAUGGAAAAGACAUGGCUUUCAUUGUUACAUGAUUGCAAGUACGUUUGCAUCAUUUUAUGAAGCAAAUCAAACAUGUGGAAGGAACCAGGCUUACCUAGCUACUGUUGAAAACAGAUAUGAACAAGCUUUUCUAACUAGUCUGACAGGGCUGAGGCCUGAAAAAUAUUUUUGGAUUGGUCUUUCAAAUAUACAAGAAAAGGGGACUUUCAAGUGGACCAAUGAUGAAGCAGUCUUAUUCACGCACUGGAAUUCAGAAAUGCCAGGAAGAAAGUCAGGCUGUGUUGCCAUGAGGACUGGACUGGCCGGUGGAUUAUGGGAUGUUGUGAAAUGUGAGGAAAAGGCAAAAUUUCUCUGCAAACAGUGGGCUGAGGGAGUUACACGUCCACCUAUUCCAACAACAACUCCUGCCCCCAAAUGCCCAGAAGGAUGGGAUUCAAACAAUCGUAUUAGUUUCUGCUUCAAACCUUUUUCAAGAGAACAAAAGAAAACAUGGCUGGAAUCUCAAGAUUUUUGUAGAGCUAUAGGAGGAGAUCUGGCCACCAUUAAUGGUAAAGAAGAACAAUAUGUUAUUUGGCGUUCUGUAGCGAAAAAUGGAUACUAUCAUCAGAAAUUCUGGAUAGGUUUAUACUAUUUGAAUCCUGAUGAUGGAUUUGCUUGGAGUGAUGGGUCUCCAAUGAUAUAUACAAACUGGGCCUAUGGAGAACCCAAUAAUUAUCAAGGAAUGGAACUUUGUGCAGAACUCAGUGGAGAUUCCAGCAUGUUGUGGAAUGACAGGCACUGUGACUAUGUAUAUGACUGGAUCUGUGAAAUAAAGAAAGGAGCAAAAGUAAACCCUGAACCAACAGAGUCUCCUAAUCCCAAAUAUAAAGUCACAGAUGAUGGAUGGAUUAUACAAGAAGACAAGCAGUAUUAUUUCAGCACAGAAAGUGUUCCCAUGGAAAAAGGCCGGGAGUUUUGCAAGAAGAAUUUUGGAGAUCUUGUUGUCAUCGACGGUGACAGUGAAAGAAAGAUGCUGUGGAGAUAUAUCUUGAAAAAUGGCAAAGAAGAUUCAUAUUUCAUUGGUUUAGAACUGAGUUUGGAUAAACAGGUUAGCUGGAUGGAUGGAACCCCUGUGAAUUUCUUAGCAUGGGCAGCACAUGAACCCAACUUUGCAAACAAUGAUGAAAACUGUGUAGUCAUGUAUAAAAACUUAGGAUUAUGGAAUGAUAUAAACUGUGGUUAUCCAAAUCCUUAUAUAUGUGAAAGGCACAACAGUUCCAUUAAUGCAACACUUUCUCCUACAACAUCUUCACCGCCAGGGGGAUGUCCGGAAUCUUGGCUUUUGUUUCAAAAUAAGUGUUACAAAAUGUUUGGCUCAAAUGAAGAUGAGCGGCUUUCGUGGCAUGCUGCACGAACAGCUUGUAUGAAUUUAGGCGGAAAUCUAGUUACCAUCCCAAAUGAACAAGUGCAAGCCUUUCUUACCUUCCAUUUAAAGGAUUCUGUGGUUGAUACUUGGAUUGGAUUAAAUGAUAUAAACCAUGAACUCAAGUACCUUUGGACAGAUGGAAGUGGAGUCUACUUUACAAAUUGGGACAAAGGUUUCCCAUCUGGACAAAUGGCAUUAUAUUCAUAUGAUAGCCAGGCUGACUGCGUCUUUAUGAAAAAUAGUCCUGUUAAGGAGGCAGGGAAAUGGGUUGAUGAAAGCUGUGGCAACAACAAAGGCUAUGUUUGCCAAAUUAACAAAGACUCCAAGUUGUACUAUUCAUCAACAGCAGUCCCUGCAAACUUUAUCCGUUAUAGUAACAGUAGUUAUUUGUUCGUCCAUUCCAAAAUGAAAUGGGAAGAUGCAAGGAGAAAAUGCAUACAUGAAUCCUCUGACCUUGCCAGUAUCUUAGAUCCCUACAGCCACUCAUUCCUAUGGCUACGAAUGUUAAAGUAUGGGGAGCCUGUAUGGAUUGGUCUGAACAGCAAUCUGACUGAUGGACAUUAUGAAUGGAUUGAUAACUGGAAGUUGAAGUAUACUAAGUGGGCCAAAGGAGAGCCGAAACAGAAAAUAGGUUGUGUUUAUCUGGACCUUGAAGGAACCUGGAAGACAGCAUCCUGUGAUGAAAACUACUACUCUAUCUGUAAAUGGUCAGAUGUUAAAGCCCCCACUGAUCCUCCCCAGCUCCCCGGAAAGUGCCCGGAGUCAGAACACAGAUCAUGGAUCCCUUUUCGUGGUCACUGCUACUUCAUUGAGUCUUCAUCUACGAGAAACUGGGCCCAGGCCUCCUUAGAAUGUCUUCGAUUAGGUGCCUCUUUGGUUUCAGUAGAAGAUUUGGCUGAAGCCAACUUUCUGGCACACAACAUAGAGCCACUUGAAGAAAAAUCAUCAACUUUUUGGACAGGAAUGUACAGAAAUGUGGAUGGACAGUGGUUGUGGCUAGACAACACUGCAGUGGAUUUUGUCAACUGGAAUGUCGGAGAACCCUCAAGUCAACAAAAUGAGCACUGUGUCGAAAUGUAUGCAAACUCUGGGAACUGGAAUAAUAUUUAUUGUUCUUCCUACAAAGGAUAUGUUUGUAAAAAACCAAAAACUGUUGAUGUUCAAUCAACUGAGAAGCCCCCAGACAAGAAAGCAGUGAAAAAAGAGGAGAAGAUUCCUGAACCUAGUCACAGCAGAACUGGGAUUGUCAUUAUUGUGGUGAUCCUUAUCCUAGCAGGAGUUGGCCUUGCAGGGUAUUUCUUCUACAGGAAAAGAAAGAAUCACAUGUCAACAAAUGACAGCUUUGAGAACAACCUGUAUUUUAAUACUGAUGUAGUUCCUGGAACUAGUGACACAAAGGAUCUUGUGGCCAACAUUGAGCGAAAUGAACAUGCUACUCUCUAGUCUAAUAAAUUAAAGAUGGGCCUUGUUUUAAUAAAAUUAUGCAACUGGGUUACCUAAAGGUUUAGGACAAAGCUAUUUUCUCCUGUGCAAAUCCUAUAGCAGUCACUUUUUCAGUGUCUGCAUAUUUUUUUUUACGUACUAGCAGCAGCCAUUACUUCAUUUCAUAAUCAUUCUAUAGUUGUAUAAGAUUCCAGAAUUACUUUAACAAGAGCAUUUCUUAUGAAAAAUAUAGUGCUGACUAAUUAUGAAAUGGAACAAAUGGGUACACUUAAAAGAAUGAAAAUGAAACACAAGCCACUGUGAAUAAGCCUUCAAAGCAUUUGUUUCUUCACCAUGCCCGCAUCACCCUCAUGAGUGUCGGGCUUCACAUCAAUGCAGUCUCUCCAAACUGCUCAGCAAGCACUUGUCUCAUUCUGUUAAUAAUGCACAUAUUCCUGGAAACCUCACUACAAGGGUUUGGUAUUGGGUAGCUGAUGGCACUGUAUUUGAAUACAUCCCAUUUUAAAAAAUGCUCUAUAUGGUAUAAUUUCAGUUCCUGUAAUCUCAGACCAUAUACAGAGCCAAAUAUGCAGUUCCCCUCCAUCUCACACGCACUCAGGGGCUACCCAUAAUCGGGGUGAAGGCUUCUGGAGCAAUGUGACUGGCAGACACUACCAGCACCUCUUACUGGCCACAGAAGGGGUUUGUCUGGGUAACAUGAUGAUGAGACUGUGGCAACACCUUUCUGCAUAUCCGCAUAGGUGUCUUUGGUUGGAGGAUACUGGCUAUGCAUAUUCUAAAGAUGCAGUAGCAAUGGACAACUCUCAUGAUGCUCCUCAUGAAACACUGCCACUUAGAUACUCUUUCUCCAUAAUACAGCUUAGCCUUGUAAGAGAGGUCUUGGCCUAUACAAUGCAAUAACUUUGCUAAUGCACCUGUCAUCCCUAUUGCUUUAGCAGAUCAGCUGUUUCUUUCUAUAAUGUUUUAAGAGUGAAAUAUUUCAGAAACUUUAGCUUCCCAAACGAUCAUUUUAUAAUCUGAUUUUUGUAUAUCUUGUAAAAUGUAAAUCAUGUGUGCCUUACAUUUUUUUCCUCACACAGAUAUGAAAGUGUGAAAGGAAAAUUUAAAUGUUUCCUUCGUUUAUGCAUUCAACUUUAGUUCUGUGAAAUAAACAAUAACACACUGUGA